Molecule: messenger RNA, 5478 nt
Organism: Corylus avellana
Lineage: Eukaryota; Viridiplantae; Streptophyta; Magnoliopsida; Fagales; Betulaceae
Gene: NRPD1A
Product: nuclear RNA polymerase D1A
Biological process (GO): DNA-templated transcription
Molecular function (GO): DNA binding; DNA-directed RNA polymerase activity
Source: RefSeq, a predicted model, not a curated record
UCUUCUUGGACUCAACGUUUGUCUUUUGGUUAAGGCGGAACAGACCGGCGGCGUUACUAAAAAAACCUUUCACUUUUCUCUGUCGCUCUUUUCCUCUUCUUCAUUCAGAACCCAGGAGCUCUCUGAGAUUUCCCUCUCUAUUCACAACUCUACACUGGUUGGUUGGUCCGGCUCAGUGUAUCAGUCUUACUGUCUCAGAGGUCGGAGCAAAUCCCCCAUAGGGUAUUUAUUUUGGCCUUGCACUCUCUCAUCUAUUUCGCAAAAGCGGUCCUACAGAGAGCCCGUGUUUUCUUAUUUCAAAGAGAGAGCUGUUUGAUUUGUUGCCAUACGAGUCCCAUGGACUAUGACUUGCAUGAAGAGCAACAAGUGCCACCUGGUCUGCUCACUGGCAUAAGUUUUAAUUUUUCUACUCAGACAGAUAUAGAGAAGAUAUCUGUUAUAGCGAUUGAUGCAGUCAGUGAGGUCACUGAUCCUAAGUUGGGACUCCCAAAUCCCUCUUCACAAUGCUCCACAUGUGGUGCCCAUGAUUUAAAAUACUGCGAAGGUCAUUUUGGGGUUAUCAAAUUUCCAUUCACCAUACUCCAUCCUUAUUAUUUAUCGGAAGUUGUAAAGAUUUUGAACAGAAUUUGCCCCGGAUGUAAAUCUGUCAGGCAAGAAGUAAAGGUCAAGGGUGGGAAUUCAGUAUCUAGCCAUCCUCAACCUAAGAGUUGCAAAUAUUGUACUGGAAAGUCAAUAGAGUGGUAUCCAACAGUGAAGUUUAAAGUUUCCUCUACGGAACUCUUUAGAAAUAGUGCAAUUAUAGCAGAGGUAAACGAAAAGUUGCCAAAGAAGUUUCAAAAGAAAAAUUUUAGGGGCUUGCCUGCUGAUUUUUGGGAUUUUAUUCCAAAAGAUGAACAACAAGAAGAAAGUUGUUUGAAACCAAACAGAAGGGUUCUAUCACAUGCCCAGGUCCAUUAUUUGUUGGAUGAUAUCGAUCCAAAGCUGAUCAAGAAGUUUGUUUUGAGGACAGAUUCACUUUUUCUCAACUGUUUCCCAGUUACACCGAAUUGUCAUCGUGUGACUGAAGUUACACAUGCAUUUUCUAAUGGACAGCGAUUGAUCUUUGAUGAACGGACCAGGGCCUACAAGAAGUUGGUUGAUUUUAGGGGGAUAGCUAAUGAGCUAGGUUCUCGUGCCCUGGACUGCCUGAAAAUUUCGAAGUUAAGCUCAGAUGUGUCUUCAAAUAAAGAUUUGGUAUAUGGCCAGCAAACAAAAGGGGCAGAUCCCUCACACUCUUCUGGGUUGAGAUGGAUGAAAGAUGUUGUACUUGGGAAGCGGAGUGAUCAUUGUUUCCGCAUGGUGGUUGUUGGUGAUCCACAUAUCAAGCUCAGUGAAAUUGGUAUACCAUGUCAUGUUGCUGAGAGGUUGCAUAUUUCUGAGCGUUUGAACAGGUGGAACUUUGAUAAGUUAAGUGAUUGUUGUAGAUUAUGUUUCAUUGAGAAGGGAGAGGUUUAUGUUCGUAGAAAAGGUAUUCUGGUUCGUGUGCGUCGUAUCACUGAGCUCCAAAUUGGGGACACUAUAUAUAGGCCUUUGAAUGAUGGGGAUAUUGUGUUGAUAAACAGACCUCCUUCUAUACAUAAACACUCCCUUAUAGCUCUAUGUGUUAAGAUCCUACCAGUAACUUCAGUUCUUUCUAUAAACCCACUUUGCUGUUCUCCUUUUCGUGGGGAUUUUGAUGGUGAUUGUCUUCAUGGCUAUGUUCCUCAAUCAAUUGAUGCCAGAGUUGAACUUAGUGAGCUUGUUGGUUUAGAUAAACAAUUAAUUAAUGGGCAGAGUGGUAGGAACCUUCUUUCACUUAGUCAUGAUAGUUUAACUGCUGCUCAUUUGGUCAUGGAGGAUGGUGUUCUCUUGAACCUUUUCCAAAUGCAGCAGCUGCAAAUGUUUUGCCCGCAUCAACUUUUGUCACCAGCAGUUGUCAAAGUUCCCUCACUUAAUAGUUUUGUUUGGACUGGCAAGCAACUAUUCAGCAUGCUUCUGCCUCAAGGGUUUGAUUAUGUUUUUCCUUCAAAUGGUGUUUACAUUAGUAAUGGAGAGCUUUUGUCUUCUGAAGGAUCUUUUUGGUUGCGUGACAAUAAUAGUAACCUUUUUCAAAGUCUGGUCAAACAUUGCCAGGGUAAGGUACUUGACUUCUUGUAUACUGCUCAGGAAGUUCUCUGUGAGUGGUUGUCAAUGAGGGGCUUGAGUGUUUCACUUUUGGACUUAUACCUCUCCUCUGACUCAUGCUCGUGGAAAAACAUGAUGGAUGAAAUCCGUUGUGGGUUACAAGAAGCAGAUCAGACGUGUAAUUUCAAACAGUUGAUGUUGGAUUCUUGUCGUGAUUUUCUCGUCGAAGGUGGCGAAGAGAAUGCUGUGGUUCUUGAUGUGGAGCGUUUGUGCUUUGAGAAGCAAAAAUCUGCUGCGCUCAGUCAAGCUUCUGUUGAUGCUUUCAAGCAAGUAUUUCGGGAUAUCCAAAAUUUAGUCUACAAGUAUGCAGGUAAGGACAACUCCUUGUUGACUAUGUUUAAGGCUGGAAGCAAGGGUAAUUUGCUGAAAUUGGUCCAGCAUAGCAUGUGUCUUGGCUUGCAACAUUCACUGGUUCGACUAUCAUUUAGAAUUCCCCACCAGCUCUCAUGUGCUGCUUGGAAUAAUCAGAAGGAACUUGGUUCAGUCCAGAAGGUUGAUGACACUCCUGAACAUACUCGGUCUUACAUUCCAUAUGCUGUUGUUGAGAAUUCUUUUAUAACUGGUUUGAAUCCUCUAGAAUGUUUUGUUCAUUCAGUCACAAGUCGAGAUAGUUCUUUUAGUGACAAUGCUGAUCUACCUGGGACUUUGAACCGUCGUCUUAUGUUCUUAAUGCGUGAUUUGUACACAGCAUAUGAUGGAACAGUGAGAAAUGCAUAUGGUAAUCAACUUAUUCAGUUCUCUUAUGAUAGUAAGAAGGAUGCAUCUACUCCAAACAGCAGCACUGACGACUUGUUUGGUGGGAGCGUUGAUGCUCAUGAUGGGAUAGGUGGCCAGCCUGUUGGUUCAUUUUCAGCUUCUGCCAUUUCAGAAGCCGCAUACAGUGCUUUGGACCAACCAAUUAGCCUACUUGAAACUUCUCCACUGUUGAAUCUGAAGAAUGUUCUGGAGUCUGGUUCGAAAAAACGUAAGACGGACAGAACUAUGUCAAUUUUUUUGUCCAAGAAACUUGGAAGACGGAGGCAUGGGCUCGAGUAUGGAGCCUUAGAAGUUAAGAAUCAUUUGGAGAGACUAAUAUUUUCAGACAUUGUGUCUACUGUCAUGAUAAUCUUUUCCCCACAGACUUGUAGCAAGAUGCAUUUCAGUCCUUGGGUUUGCCAUUUUCAUAUAUGCAAGGAAAUUGUGAGGAGAAGAGGACUAAAGGUGCAUUCAGUCAUCAAUUCCCUCUACAGGAGGUGUAACUCUUCCAGAACAGAGUCAAAAUUGAAUCUUUCCAAAGCGCAAAUAACAAGCAAGUGUUGUUCUGUAGCUGAAACACAGAAGGGAAAUAAUGAUACAUUUUGCGUCAAUGUCACAAUAGCUGAGAUCUCCAAGAAUUCUUCUUUACAAUUGGAUACAGUUCGACAGUCAGUCAUACCUUUCCUUCUUGGAGCUGUUGUUAAAGGUUACCCUGAGAUCAAGAAGGUGGAUAUUUUGUGGCAUGAUCUGCCUAAUCUAUCAAGUUGUCGUCAUAGUUCUUGUGGUGAACUAUACUUGAGGGUUUCUAUGUCAGGAGACUCUUAUAGAACAAAUCUCUGGAGUUUGCUUAAGAAUGACUGUCUACAAAUAAUGGAUAUGAUCGAUUGGUCAAGAAGUCAUCCAGAUAAUGUUCAUGAUUUCUGUUUGGCCUAUGGAAUAGAUGCUGGAUGGAAAUAUUUUCUCAAUAGGCUGGAAUCUGCAAUAUCUGAUACUGGCAAGUCUAUACUUCCUCGGCAUUUGCUGCUUGUUGCUGAUAGUCUAUCAGCUACAGGAGAGUUUGUUGGCUUGAAUGCAAAAGGCAUUGCACAACAUAGAGAACAUGCAUCUGUCUCGUCACCCUUUAUGCAAGCGUGUUUCUCUAGCCCUGGUGCGUGCUUUAUUAAAGCUGCUAAGGCUGGUGUUGUGGAUGAUCUUAAGGGUAACCUUGAUGCAUUGGCAUGGGGAAAGGUUAUUCCUACAGGGACUGGUGGUCACUUUGAUAUUAUAUAUUCUGGGAAGGGGAAUGAGGUUUUGAAGCCUGUAGAUGUUUAUAAUCUUUGGGGCAGCAAAAUUAUUUCUGAUGAACAGAAUAUACAGAUCAAAAUGCCUGUUAUACACAAAAGUAUGUCUGACAAAUGUGAUGCUCAAUUUGCCUACAAGCAUGGCGAUCUUGUACCAAAAGGACUUAAAAAGUCAGAAAUAUCAAAAACACUCUUAAGAAGUUUUUUGACAGCAAAUGAUAUUCUGAAUUGGGCCCAUGGAUUGAGGGUUCUACUGCACAAGUAUCCCAUCAAUCACAGUUUAGAUGAAAAAGACAAGUCAGCUUUGAUGAGGGCUUUAUAUUUUCAUCCUCGAAGGGACGAAAAGAUUGGAAGUGGAGCUCAGGACAUAAAGAUUGGGUGCCACCAUAAGCAUCAGAAUACGCGGUGCUUUGAAGUGGUACGGAUGGACGGGACAGUUGAAGAUUUUUCGUACCACAAGUGUGUGCUUGCUGCUCUUGAGAUCGUUGAUCCCCGAAGGGCCAAAAUCUACAAAUCAAAAUGGUUACAACGCAGUACUGCAUAGCCCAACCUUAUGAAAAGUGGUUGUCAUUGGAUUGGAGGAUAACGAAUGUUUAAGGUCUUCACAUUUGACAGUUAAACAUUCAGGGCUCAUUUGGCGACACCUUUUGAGGUUGCUUUUUUGCAAUCAACUCAAAACACAAAACACUCAAAACUACUUUUACCUUUAUGUCACAUCACAACCAAAAAAACAAAAAACACCUUCUAAAAAGCCAUUGUCAAAGCAAACCCUCCUUCAUUUUGGCCUACCUUGGAAUGAUCCUGAUCACCUGAAGCCUGCUUUUUUAUCCUCAGCAAUUGCAAGAAAUGCCGGCUUCUUGGGCAGCUGACCCAUUAAGUUGUCUAAAUCCUAACAAUGGCUGUGGAUCAUCUCAAAAUAUUAUUUUUGGAGCUUUUAUAUCUUUUCAAAUCUGUUCAUUUCCAAAAAAGCUGAAUAUUGUGCCAGAGGAAGAGGGCUAGUAGAACUGUAAGCGCUUUGCUUAAUAUUGUGCCAGAGGAAGAGGGCUAGUAGAACUGUAAGCCCUUUGCUUUUGUAGUCAGUACUAUACUUUUUGUACUUUUUUUUUUUUUUUUUGUUUCAAAUCAAUAUAGUGCAGUCCCUUACCCAGCUUCUUUUUGCUACUUCCACUAUAGCUUCUUUGCCUUCCAUCACACCAGGCAAAUAAAAUCUAGUGGAAGCAGCAACGAGAAGCUUGUAAGGGUCAAUUCCAAUUUCAUGAUG